Molecule: messenger RNA, 529 nt
Organism: Quercus lobata
Lineage: Eukaryota; Viridiplantae; Streptophyta; Magnoliopsida; Fagales; Fagaceae
Exons: 2
Coding region: 24-410 (128 amino acids)
Source: RefSeq, a predicted model, not a curated record
CUUAUCCAUUUCUUUGAGAGAAAAUGCGACGGAGAACGGAAAUCUCGUCGGAAAAACCGAGUUCAGCGAGUCAAGAACCGAGUUCGGAAUCCGAAAUUGAUCAGAAAGAUGCGGGAGCGAAAGUUCGUGUAAAUAGCCCCCGGAGAUCACCGUUCGUGUUUCUUACCUUGUUCGCGUUGAUCGUGUACAGCUCUUGGUCCGUGUAUCAGCACCAGUUCCAGAGCUUGCCGGCGCCUAUCACAGCCGAGCAGGCCGGCAAGAGAGGCUUUUCCGAAAUCGAAGCAUUGAAGCACGUCCAAGCCUUGACCGAUUUAGGUCCUCAUCCCGUCGGUUCCGAUGCUCUCGACCUCGUUUUUGAGCAAAACAGAGGGGAGAUACGGCUGGAGAAGAUGAAGAAAUAUGAUAUAUGAAUACUAUGUGUUGUAGGGUUUAAUAAGCUGACUAAGUAAAGGAUAUGGGCUGCUCCCAACGGUUACUGUGCAAGCCAACAAGCAACAAAAUAAAUGCCCCAACGAGCAGAACCAAAAUG